Molecule: messenger RNA, 1553 nt
Organism: Prorocentrum cordatum
Lineage: Eukaryota; Dinophyceae; Prorocentrales; Prorocentraceae
Source: the annotation of a GenBank genome assembly
ACCCGCGCGUUGCCCGCGACGGCUCUGCUGGAAUCUGUCAUGCCGAUCUCGGUCGUGCUGCUGGAGUCCGUCGCGCUGCUCAUGGAGGUGCUGCCUGCGUCCGGCGUGCCGCUCGCGAUCCUGCUGCUGGAGACCGUCGUGCGAUUCGCGGCGGUGCUGCAGGGGCCGCCCAUGCUGCUCGCAUCCGCGCCGCUGCAGUCCGUCGCACUGCGCGCGAUGGCGCGGCAUGAGUCCGUCGCGCCGCUCGCAAGAGCGCUGCUGGAGUACGUCCUGAUGCUAGCGGUCGUGCGGCUGGAGUUCGUUGCGCUGCUCACGGCGUGGCCAUCGGAACCUGGGGGAAUUGUGCUGCUCAUGAUGGUCCUGCUUGGGACUGUCGUGUUGCUCGCGGUCGUGCUGUUGAGUUCCGCCGUGCUGCUCGCGAUGCUCGUGCUGGGGGCCGUCGUGCUGCUCCCCGUGGUCCUGAUGGAUUUCGCCGUGCUGCUCGUGGUGGUGCUGCUGGAGGCCAUCGCGUGGCCACCGCGUGGCCAUCGUGCCGCUGGAGUCCGUCGUGCUGCUUUCGAUAUCCUGCUGAAGUCCGCCAGGCUGCUGAUGUCGGUGCUGCUGGUCGCGAUGUUGCUGCUGGAGUCCGUCAUGUUGCUCACCGUCGCGCUGCCAGAGUCCGACGUGGCGCUCGCGAUGGUGCCGCUGGAGUCCGACAUGCUGCUCGCGGUCGCGCUGCAGGAGACUGUCGCGUCGCUCGCGAUUGCGCUGCCGAGGUCCAUCGUGCUGCUCGCGGUCGCGCUGUCAGAGCCCGUCGCGCUGAUCGUGGUGUUCUUACUUGGGUCCGUCAUGCUGCUCGCGAUCGUGCUGCUGAAAUCCGUCGCGUUGCUCGCGAUGUCCGUCAUGCUGCUGGCAAUGGUUUGGUUGGAGUCCGCCGUGCUGUGCACGGUCGUGCAGCUGGAGUCCGUCCUGCUGCACAUGAAGGUUCUGCUGGUACCCGCUAUGCCGAUCACGGCCUUGCCGUUGGAGUCCGCCGUGUUGCCCGCGAUGGUCUUGCUAGAAUAUGUCAUCGUGCUCGCGGUCGUGCUGCUGGGGUUCUUCGCGCUGCUCACGAUGGCACUGCUGGGAUCUGUCAUUAUGCGGGCGACUGUGCUGCAGACCGCCGCGCUGCUCACAAUGAUGCUGCUGGAGUCUGUCAUCCUGCCCGUUGCCGCGCUGCUGCAAUCCGUCGUGCUGCUCGUGGUUGAGUUGCUGGAGUCCGUCCUGCUGCCCAAGACGGUGCUGCUAGAGUCUGUCCUGUUCAUUGUCGUGCUGCUGGAGACCGUCGCGUUCCCGAUGGCGCUGCUGGAGUCCGUCGUGCGGCUCGUGGUCGUGUCGCUGAAGUCUUUCGCGGCGCUCGCGAUGGCGCUGCUGGGGCCCGAUUUGCUGCCCGCUGUCGCGCUGCCGGAGUCUGUUGCGUUGCUCGCGCUCGCGUUGCUGGAGUCUGUCGCGUUGCUCGCGCCCGCGUUGCUGGAGUCUGUCGCGUUGCUCGCGGCCGUGCUGCUGGAGGCCGGCGCGCUGCUCGCAGUGCUGCU